Messenger RNA from Xiphophorus maculatus (southern platyfish), 2582 nucleotides. RefSeq names its product adipocyte plasma membrane-associated protein-like. Bases 362 to 1507 code for a protein of 381 amino acids. Lineage: Eukaryota; Metazoa; Chordata; Actinopteri; Cyprinodontiformes; Poeciliidae. Gene Ontology annotation, molecular function: strictosidine synthase activity. Gene Ontology annotation, biological process: biosynthetic process. The transcript is spliced from 9 exons. The record is from RefSeq and is a predicted model, not a curated record.
CUCUUGUCAGGAUUUUGUUUUGUAAAGAUUAUUUCAGUGUUUGUCUUUAUUCUGAGUUUAAAUAUUUGAAGUUUUUGGUAGUAAUUUGAUUGUUGUAAAAUGUCAUUGUGUUUCAUAAAUCCCAGCAGUUUGCUUUUCUCCUCGUUGUUGCCGGUUGUAGUUUUUGCCUGUUGAUGCUGUUGGCUGGACGCCUGUUUGCAGCAGCAGCUCCUCCUUUCGUCCUCCAUUUGACCCCGACAACAAGCCAGACAAAAACACGGACUCCUCCUCCUCCUCCUCCCUGCCAAACUCUGGACCCUCACACAAGUGAAGCUGACAAAACUCGAACCAACCAGUCUGCCAAAACAAAGUCCCACCAUUUAUGAAGCUGUGGAGACGAUCUUUGCUAGCAGCGCUGCUGGCCUUGGCGGUCGGAGUUUACCUGCUGCCGUCUCCCAUAGAUCCCAAACCGCACAUUCUGAAAGGGCCUCCUCCAGCCCUCCAAGGGCCACUGGCUGUUAACACAAGACUGCAGAGGGGCCGCAGGCUGUUCACUGGAAAACUACACGGACCAGAAUCCUUUGCUGCUGAUGCUCAUGGUAACGUUUAUACGGGGACGGUGGACGGGAAGCUGUGGAGAAUCGGUCCUGAUGACAGCCUGCAUCUCAUCACACACAUGGGACAGGAUCUACCAGAAUGCGGCAGCAGCACCGACUACGAGCCGGUCUGCGGUCGUCCUCACGGAGUUCGCCUGGACCGCCGCGGUCAGCUGGUCGUUGCCGACUCUUACUUCGGUCUUUACAGCGUCGACCCUGAAACUGGAGGAAAGACUCUGCUGGUGGCCAGCACCGACGGUGCUGAUGGCGUUCCCUUCGCCUUCCUGAACGGCCUGGAAGUCUCCUCCCAAACGGGGAUCGUUUAUUUCACCGACUCGUCCAGCCGCUGGGGCCGCAGACACGUCAGACUGGAGGUGAUCGAGUUGAACAGCCUCGGCCGCCUUCUCUCCUUCGAUCCUGUGAAUAAAAAGGUUAUGGUGCUGCUGGACUCGCUCUACAUGCCCAAUGGAAUCGCGUUGUCGCCUGACGAGAACUUCCUGCUGCUGGCUGAGACCAGCAUUGGACGCAUACUGAAGUAUUGGCUGAAAGGCCCGAAGGCAGGAACUAAGGAUAUCAUUCUAGACAACAUGAUCGGUUACCCUGACAACAUCCGCCUUAGCAACCACGGAACUUUCCUGGUUGGCAUGACGACGACGCGAUUCCAGAAGCUUCUGCCGCCCUUCCUGGACAUGAUCGCUCCGUACCCGGCAGUGAAACGCUUCCUGGCCAAGCUGGUUCCUCUGAGCUGCUACAACCUCCUGCUGCCGCGCUACGCUCUGGUCCUGGAGCUGGGAUUGGACGGACAAAUCGUAGGAUCACUCCACGACCCUGAGGGACGCCUAACGUGGGCCAUCAGCGACGUCUUCCAGCACCGAGGCAGAACCUACCUGGGCAGCACUGACUUACCGUUCCUGCCUGUCCUGGACGCCUGAGGAAUGAGCGCACAAACCGUUUAUAUUUGAAGUGUUUUUACUAGAGGUUUAAAAUGGAUAAUGUUUUCAUUUGGGAGAGGAGGCAUAAAAUGCCCCUUUAAGGCUCGUCCCUUUUAAUUACUGCUAAAUCAUGUGUUUUAAGAAAACCUCUAGAGCUAUAAAAGUUUAACUAAAAAUCCCCAAAUUGACUGUGAUUGAAAGUUAGACCUAAACUUUUAAUGUAAACCACUGAAAUAAAUGUUAAGUUUAGUGAAACGUCUUGGUUUCCUAGCAUUGGCUGAAUUUUUAAGUAUCAUAGUUGCAAAAAAGAAAAAAGCAGGGUGGAGGAUUUAAGAUGGCUGCCGCAGAACCAGAUUGUUCUUUUUCCUUUGUUUCCUUUUCUAAUUUCUUUAUUAAUUGUAUAUUUUUUUCUCUCUUUCAUCCUUCCUAAUUAACUAAUUAUCCCUAAAAGUCAGGAAACCAACCAUUUUAAUCCAAUCAGGGUUGUGGCUGAAGGUUGAUUUUAGACACUUUACCAAAUAUUAAUGGAGACAAAUCUAUAAAUUUAGCCUGCACCAUUUAAUUAAAUCACUAAAAGUUUGGAUAAAUAUAUUUAACUGUUUUUGCAAGUGUAAAUAAUGUAAACUCAGCUUUUUCAUGACAUUUAGAAUAGAAGAAAGAAAUUAAAGUAAAAAAAGUAACAGAUUCUUUAUUUGGACAAAAACACGACAUAUUUAAAAGUGCAUUUUUAUUUUUAAACUAAGUGAUCAGUUUGAAGGAAAAAAACUUUUUCCAUGUUAACUGUAGUAAAGAUUAUCAUCAGUAGCAGCUGAAAAAUCUGGAUAUGAUUCACAAGUUUCAUCUUUUUCCCUGUUUAAUAAGUAAUAAGACAGAAAGCAGUGUAUGCUUCUCAAUACAGGAUAUUUUAAAAAUGCUAAUAAAUAAAAAAAAUCCCUUAAAUCAUUUCCCUGAUCCAGCUUUGAAUUUAAAUCAAAAAUAGGACAUUUGGCACUUCUUUUCAUUGUCUUCAAGUUCUUGUCUUAUCUGUUUUACAUGUUUAAAAAAUGUGAAAUUCUUGAUUAAACACUGAAAUGCA